GACGUACCUUGUACCUGUACGUUACGAAUACAUCGGCCUAUUCGUGACAUGACUUCAGCGAAAUUGCAGAGGACCCAGGACAGAACGAGACCUGGAAAUGGCAUAAUUUCAACGUCCUUCCCGUGCCCAAAUGCUACAAUGAUCUUUUGAUUAUCAAUUUAUAAAUUCUCAUUCCCUCUGGUGUCUUUUAUUGACGUUAUCAUGGCUGCAGUAAGGACGAUUUUCGAAGUUUUUUCGGUGCUCUUACUCUUCACCAUGUAUGGAUUUUUCAGUGUGCAUUCCGCUGGGGUGAGGCUGCCGUCACAAUCAUUGGUAUAUAAGUGGUCCAAAGAGAUUAGCAGAGAACUUAUCACAAAGCUUGAUGUAGUAACCGGAGCUCAGCGAGUAAAAACGCUGUAUGAAGGGCUGAACUUUCCCCCAGUGUAUGUGAACGGCUCUGAUCUGGUCCUGAAAGUAGCCAACAAGUGGCAGGAAUUGCUACAAGACAAGAUGGUUGCCGUUGAUAGGAUUGUUGUGGCAUUGGAAACGGCCUAUAAGAAGCAUAAAUACAAUGCCAGCAUUAAGGAAGAUGAUGUACUUUACUACAAUGCUAAGAAUGCAUCCAAAAUGCCACUGAAUCUGACGUACUCGGACACGUUCAAGUCCCAAGUUAAUGUCAACCACAGUGCAGUGCAAAUCCCUACCGACAUAUGGGUUGGAGAUAAAACCAUCCUGAAUGGUAUCAAUGCAACUAAUUCAAUUGAUGAAGUCUUCCGCGAGAACUACCAGAAAGAUCCCCAGCUUCUGUGGCAGUAUUUUGGAAGUGCCGAUGGCUUCUAUCGCUCUUAUCCCGCGGCAAAAUGGAUGACAACUACUGAACCCGAAAAAGAUCAAUAUGAUGUACGCCGUAGGGGAUGGUACAUCCAGGCUGCAAGUUCACCGAAGAACGUCAUGAUUCUCAUAGACACGAGUGGCAGCACAUAUGGCAUGACCCUGGAGAUCACCAAGGUGUCCGUAUAUAAGGCCCUGGAUACUCUAGGCAAUGAUGACUUUGUCAAUGUGGCUUACUUCAACUCCACCUCACACAUCGUUGGUUGCUUUGACACCUUCGUUCAGGCUAACUUACGCAACAAAAAUCUGUUGAAAGAGGAAGUGAAGAAACUGUCCUCAUCAGGGCUCGCCGUCUUCAAGGAGGGUCUGGAAAAGGCAUUUGAGGCAUUCAGAAAGUUUGAAGAUGUAGAGAAGGCGGGGCGUGAGAAGCAGAAUCAAGGAGCCAAGUGCCACCAGGUCAUCCUCAUCUUCACCGACGGGGGAGAGGCAGACGAACGUCUGAUCUUUGAGAAGUACAAUGACCCAGUCAGUAUCCGAGUGUUUGUCUUCAAAGUGGGAACAGACUCCAUGGUACCGGCAGAUGGCGUUCGAGAAAUGGCCUGCUCAAACAAAGGAUACUUCAGCAAUAUCCAGUCAUUUGGAGCUGUCAGACUUACAACCCUGGAUUAUGUGCCGGUCCUGAGUCGUCCCAUGGUGCUGAGUGGGAGGAAACACUUCCAGUGGUCUGACAUCUACCUGGAUGUACUGGGCUUGGGAAUGAUGACAACGCUGACAAGACCUGUUUACAACAAGACCGGAGAAAAUAAUGUUAAUUCAACCAAGCAGAAUCAGCAAAUGUUGGCCGUGGUGGGGACGGACAUCACCACAAAGAACAUGGAAGACACCGUGCCCCAGAGAAAGCCUCAACUAAACGCCACAUAUGGGCAAGCCAUUGGACCUGAGGGGUAUGCCUUUGGCAUCAAUAGCAACGGUUACAUUCUGCUCCAUCCGAGGCUGAAGGCUGAGGAGGAGAUUGAGGCUAUACUGGAGUUGGGGUAUUUGACUGAACCACCCAAUGUUGAUUUCUUGGAAGUGGAGUAUGAAAUCCCUGAAAAAACUGAGCUACGGAUUAACAUGAUUGAUCAGAAGACUGGACAAACCACUAUGUACACCCCCAUUAUGUCCAGAGAUGAGAGAUACCUGGAGUUUGUGAACAUGACCUACUCUUACACUUUCAUCGAGAACACCACAUUUAGUGUUGCCAUAGCACAGCCGAACUUUGGCCUGUGGGAAUGGGGUGUAUCUAACGAUUUUGACCUCGGAGUAGAAUUUGAGGCCAUUAACAUCAAGCGGGAUGACAGGUCUUUGCUGAUUGCACCAUGGGUGUUUUGUGGCGAUCACAUCGGGCAAGAAGGGAUGCUCGCCACAUACAACAUCACCAAGUCCAUACAGGAGGCCAUCAAAGACCUGGCAAACAAUGACAACUUUCUUGAACAAUGUGACAACACCAUGGUACGCAAGCUUCUGGUUGAUGCCAAUGUCACCAAACAGGUUGUUGAGUACUGGAAGAAUGCACAGGAAAGCAAUUCUGAGAACUUCAAGGGAGUCAUAUUCAAUGCGAUAGCAACACACGGUGGCUUGACCAGAAUCUACCCAAGCAGCAUCCCAGAAGAGUGGACAGAGGAAGAGAUUGCAGCUUUCCAGGAUCCUUGGGAUCAGCCUUAUUACCACAGGGCACUAUACACCAACAAUUAUGUCUUUGCUGCCCCCUACAACUCAGAUGGUGUGACUCUGCCGGUCAAUGAAUCAUACUGGACACCUGUCAUGGUCAGUAAGGCAGUGCGCAUGACCAAGGACAUCACACACGCAGUGGUUGCUGUCAGUCUGGAUCCUGGUGAGUUCAACGACAUGUGGAUAGGCCGAACGAAAGAGGCAUACUACACUUUUGAGAGUGAAAAACAGUCAUGCUUGAAUGAGAGUGUCCAGUGCUACUUGCUCGACGACGGCGGAUUUAUCGUAGCAACCAACCAGGAAGUUUACCAGAGACAUGUGGGUAGUUUCUUUGGGCUUAUUGACGGCGACGUGAUGCUGGAUCUCAAAAACAAAACUGUUUACGACCUGAUGACAAUGAACGAUUUCCAAGCAGCAUGUCCCAGACAGAAAGAUGGAGCAGGAUCGUCUGGCCCCAGAACGGCAAGCGUGCCCACUCUCUCUGAUGUGAUGAACUUCAACACUUGGGCCGUCACAGCGGCAUGGUCCUUCCUUCGUCAUUUUCUGUAUGACAUGCUCUUCCUUGGCAUCAGUGAUUUGACCAGCACCUACGUAGAAGCAGAGGACAUUGAAGCCUCGGCCAACGUCAGCUGCAUCAAGAUCCUGAAGCAGUACUUCUACGGUGAUGCCUGGAACACCAGCGGCCUGAUUGACUGCGGGGACUGCUCCAGGUUGUGGCACGCAGUCCGCAUCCACGGGACCAACCUGCUCCUGGUGGUGACCGAAGCUGGCUGUGAAGCUUGUCCCAACCAACUGGUCACCCAAGCACCGGAGGAACCAGGACCUGGUGAAGGUCCCAACCCAUGCGAAGCAGCCAAACAUCCCCGCUAUCGCAAGAGACCCACCGAACACUGCUACGAUUUCAGCCCCAAUGAGUCGUAUACCGAUUGCAGUUCGGCGUCCGUCUUGAGAUUGAAUGUGGGCCUUCUCCUAGCCCUUCAGCUUCUGCUCCUCAUCGCGACCAGGGAGAUUUAAAUCGGCUUCAAGGCUAGACAAGGUCACGCAAUUCCCGGCAAAUCACCUUCCCACAGUAAAUCGAGAAAUGUAAUCAAAUCCAGUCACAGCUGCUAAGAACUUUCUUGACGGGCCUUUUGGCUCAGUGCAGUGAUCUUGUCAGCAAGAAAUUGUAUUCUUUAGUCAUUUUCCUGGUGUGGUUUAUACAAAAAUCAUUAUGAGAAAAAAAGUGAAAUUUUUAUAUCAAAAUUUGGUGAAGGAAGGCCCUGAGUGUGGCAUGUGUUAAUUUGUGUUGGUUCCUUUUGUAAAAACACUUUGUUGUAAAAUAUGUUCAUAUGCAAACUUUAAAAUGACUUGGGCAAGGACCUUCAGAAAGUCAAAAUACUGUGAAUCGUCGGACUGAUCCAUUUUGGAAACUUAAUCACAAAACAUCUAAUCAACGGAAACUGUAUCAGACGUUAAAGCCAUCAGCUCAGCGUGUUUGUAUUUCAUUAUUCAAAACACAUGCCAACAGCUUUGUGCUGAUAUAUAGUCAAGUCCUGUGUGUCUCGCAUUUAUGCGGUGUUGUUCAAUCAUUGUAUCGCUGUGUUCGUAUUCUCAAAUUUACAAUUAGUACUUAGGUGUGAAGACUGCAUAGAUGCAAACCUAAUCAGAGUGACAUUUACUCCGUGCGUAUACUCUUCGUUUUUUGAAAUACUCAUAUAUUGUCAACAGCUUUGUACUCUCUCUGCAUUUGAACCCUGAGCCUUUGUAGGUAUUGUCCCAGCGCCCUGCUGAAUUCUGCAGAGAGAUUAAAAAAAAGUUGCCAGAAAGAUUCUCAACUCAAGUCGAAGCUGAGCACUCUCUGUGGGGUUGGGUUUCUUUUAAUUCACGAGAGAAGGAUUACAAUGGGGGGGUACUGAUUCAUUCCCCUUGUGAUAUUUGCCUCUCGAAGCUGAUUCAUAGGUUACGUGAAUUUGGUCACAAGUCUCUUAUGAGGGAAACGGCAGAUGUUGACUGGAGCUACAACUGCCGACAUCAUGGCAUCGGCUCCAACUUUGCUUUCUCUUCAAGUAUGAGCCAAUCUUUAAGAAUGUGACUCUACUGUACAUAUAUAACGAGCAAAUGUUUAAGCGCUAUGGCAAUCCUUCCCGUACAUGUCGUAGGCCGUAAACCAAGUUUUAUAUCGUGUGCAAUAUUAUAGGCGUGCACAUCACCGUCGCUUUUCACUUUUCGAAUUCAGGAAUUUCGCAAACAGUACUUGUGCCAUUGUAGAGUUAGUUGUGUAGCUUGAGUGCUAGAUUACCACUAGAAUUUCUAUAUACAUAUUUAUUUCCUGCCCAUUAAUCAUCUCUAAUCUUUUUUGAUGUAUUCAUGAAUUGAAAUUGAAAUAUAUCUGUAUCUUGUAUUCAUCUCGGAUAAGCAAAAAACCAAAAAAGUGCAAGAUUAACUUUUAAAAAUAUCUUUAAAUCAUAUUCUGGGUAAUCAAAAUUGUUUCCUCUGAAACGUUUACCAAGGUUCUUUCUGUGCAAGUGCAAGUGUUUAAACAAGUCGUCGUUUCGUUCCGUUUUAAUCAAGUGUCUGUGUUUUUCUAAUUGGUGUUUGGCGCAGCUGGCACGUUUAUUUGUUGAAGACAUCUUGAAGCAUGGUCUUUCAGUGGUUUAGAGUAUGACAUACUUUGAGUAAAUCGGUCUAAACGCACCACAUCGGCCUUUUGCAAUAGUUAUUUCGCCUGAAUUAUGAUUUGUAAAGGUCGUGAAAAUCAUGCUUGCGCGAGUGACAGAACGCUUACAGUUUUGUUAUUUAAUGGGAGUUUUGUGGAUUAAGUUUCAAACAGUUUUGAAAUAUACUGGUUGCCUUGGCUGUAUAUAAUAUUUGUUAAAGAAUUUUAUUUAUUAUUUAAUAUACGGUGGUUUUUUUUUCGUUGCUUUUCAGAUAGUUACAGCUUCGUCGAAAUAUUGAUAUUGUUUGGUAAUGGUACAGUAGGGAUGUACGGAUACACUGAGGAUUUCCGUUGGUCUCUUAUGUCUUGGUUUUUAUAGAGUUGUGCAUAAAAUCUGAUUUUUUAAUGUACUCAGAAACUGUAAAGACUUUGAUUUUAGCUCAAUAAAUGAUGUGUACCUUCGUAACCCCCAGGCGAAAAUACUGUA
Messenger RNA from Acanthaster planci (crown-of-thorns starfish), 5642 nucleotides. Its product is annotated as voltage-dependent calcium channel subunit alpha-2/delta-2-like. The record is from RefSeq and is a predicted model, not a curated record. Lineage: Eukaryota; Metazoa; Echinodermata; Asteroidea; Valvatida; Acanthasteridae. Gene Ontology annotation, cellular component: voltage-gated calcium channel complex. Gene Ontology annotation, molecular function: voltage-gated calcium channel activity.